Tachysurus vachellii is the source of this 2374-nucleotide messenger RNA. RefSeq names its product synaptotagmin-5. Gene Ontology annotation, molecular function: clathrin binding; phosphatidylserine binding; calcium-dependent phospholipid binding. NCBI's taxonomy places the organism in Eukaryota, Metazoa, Chordata, Actinopteri, Siluriformes, Bagridae. Bases 141 to 1646 code for a protein of 501 amino acids. Gene Ontology annotation, cellular component: synapse; axon. The transcript is spliced from 5 exons. The record is from RefSeq and is a predicted model, not a curated record. Gene Ontology annotation, biological process: regulation of dopamine secretion; vesicle fusion; calcium-ion regulated exocytosis.
CCUUAGUUCGUCUCCGGUGAGCGCGCGAUGCGGCAGAGUCAAGAGGCUGAAAACUGAUCCUGAUCCCGGAGAGCGGACAGCGCGAGCGCGAGCGCGUGCACUUACCGGCAACACUCAUUACAGGCACGCGCGCUGGAACCAUGCGCAUUCAGUUAGAAGUUCAUCUACAGAUCCUCCUGGCUGUCGGUCUGGCCGUCUUCUGCUUCGGCCUCGUGCUGGGCUGCAUUGUUUGCUGGCGUCGCAGGAAAUCCCAAUCUUCUGACACCAAAGAGGAGGGGUUUUACCUGCAGUCUGCCCCUGCAGAUCAUGUAACUGUAACUCUCAGCUCGUCUCCAUCAAUCAAAAUUCUUCCAGUCAAGCAGCAGUAUGAAGAGCUGGACGGUGACGUAUUGGACUAUCCAUCAGGAGCCAGCAGCUUCACUCCUUCUGAUGACAACCAGGGCAGUUUUCCUCAGGUCUCAACAAGUCUGAAUGUCCCUCAGAAGUCUCGGUUUGCCCUUCGCCGCCUGAGCACCCCCUCUGUUCCCUGUUCCCCAUUUAAACCGACCGUCCAUGGCCGAGCCUCGCUCCCGAGUAUCCCUAAACUUAGCCUGGUGUCUAAAUCACGCCGUGCUCUGGACCGACGCUCAACAGUAAUUGGAGACAGCUUCCUGACAGGCUCUGACCCUGAGCAUUCGCCAUCCAGCCAGCAGGUGGAGCUCUCUCCAUCUCAGUACAGCUCAAGCCAGAGCUCCAGACGCAGUUCCUUCCCAAACAAGCAGCCUCCUGCACUUCAGUUCUCCUUGCUGUUCCAUCCAGCAGAUGGCACUCUCACCGUCAUGAUCCUCAAUGUUUUCAGGGGCUCCAGAAGGCUCAGUGGUGCUAUGGUGCGUGCCAGCCUGCCCCCGAUGUGCCCCGCUGCCCUGCAGGCCGUACCAUCACGCAGAAACAGCCUGAGCCUGGAGCCUCAGACUCAGGUGUUCACUCUGAAUGUCGGCUCCGUAGAAGAACUUCGUUCCUGCACUCUCAAACUGGCCGUGUUUGGGAAAGAUUUCUCAGGACUCCGUGAGACACCGCUUGGUGAUCUAGAGCUCAACUGUAGCGAGAUGGACUGGGAGCCUGAUACCACCAUCACAUACAACCGGCAACUCAAUCCUGCCAGGAGGCGAGUAAAAAAGAGUCACAGCACACAGGAGACUUUGGGCACGCUGAGGACGUCGGUGUGCAUUUUAAAGCCUUUGGGUCAACUUUUUGUCCUGCUUCAGUACCAGACUCAGGCUCAUCGGAUCAAAGUGAUGGUGCGCAAAGCGGAGAACCUGGCCAAGCUAACACGAAUGCCUGGAGCUGCAGAUCAUUACGUUGUUAUCAACCUGCGUCAUGGCGGGAAAGUGAUCAGUACUAAAGAGACGAAGGGAGCGAGCGGACCGAACGCUGUGUGGAACGCACCUUUCCUGUUCGAUUUACCGCCCGGUGAUAUCAUCAGACUGCAGCUAGUCCUGGAGUUCAUCAUCAUGCAGGGACGGUUGUACACGAAAAGCAGCGUGCUCGGCCGUGUUCUGAUUGGCUCUGAGGGCCCAGAGGCGGGGCAACAGCACUGGAAGGAGAUGUGCAGCCGAGGGCAGGUGGAAACAGCGCGCUGGCACACGCUCCUGUCCGAUACACCCUGAAGACACGUCUCUUAAACACUGGGCUUUUCUCACUCAUCUCCAACAACAACAGCUUUUUACUGGGACUGAGACACUUAUAAAUGGUGUAUUUAUUUAUUAUUGUGUAAUAUCUCUGUAUUUAUUAAUGCAAAGUGUAAACUGCAAAUGAUUUUAUUUUUUGUUAUGGAGUGCAGGAGUCUGUAAGGUCUUUAUUCAAUCCAGUUUCCUUUGAUUGGUGUAAUGUUUAGGAGAGCAUUCGUGGUUAUUUAUGUGAAUAAUGUUUAGUUUCAUUACAGAUAACUGACCACAUGGAUGUGUUGAUAUGGCACAUUGUGCUGUUUUGUUUUUCUUCUAAACUACACACGUAUAUAUUCUGUAUUUCCCAGAAUGAUGUAACUCAGAGACUGACUGAGGCUAAACCUCGUCAAGACAGCGUAAAAGCACAGUGACUUUGAAAUCAUGACCAAAUGAUUAAAAAAUAUCAAAUAUUCUCUCAGAAAUGACAAUUAGCACAAUUACACAAUAAAUACACUUACGGUCCGUUACGCCAUAAUGAGAAACAUCAACAUCCAAUAAACUGGGAGCUAUGAGAAAAUGUUGACUUCAGUUGCUGAGAAUUUGUCCACAUUUACUUUACCACCAACUGACAAACACCUCAGUCAAGCGACAUAAUCUCGUGUUAUAACACUUUCCAUGUGUACGUCUUUUUUUCCGGUUGUCCGUGAGCAUCGUUAGCGAGUCUAAACGCU